Molecule: messenger RNA, 3341 nt
Organism: Physcomitrium patens
Lineage: Eukaryota; Viridiplantae; Streptophyta; Bryopsida; Funariales; Funariaceae
Source: RefSeq, a predicted model, not a curated record
UGGAGAGGAAGCUUUGGGCGCGUGCCGCAGCGGCGAAGCGGGUGAAGAAGAGUGCGCAUCGAGCGUGUAUGAAUCUAUCUGUCGCGCUUGAUCGGGGGUUUUCCAGCUUCAGUGCGAAAUAGCAAACCAGGAUUUUCUUUAAGUGUGGACGCUUUAGAAUUUUCGGCAUUCUGUUCUCCGCAUGUGAUGUGAGUGAGGGUAGCUCUUAUUAAGCCAUGGCGGCCAUGGAGUCACUGCGCCUCGCUCUCGAUCCUUUCCCGGCGCUGGUCGCUUCUGCACCUCCCUCAAAAGUCGAUCGUCAGUUGCGUGAGGUGGCCGCUGCUCUCACUGCUCUACUUGCGUCGGAGCAGGAGAUGGAUGAAGUAUUGCAGGAAAGGCAGGCUGUGCAAGAUGCAGUGCUCCUUCUGCUUGAUACUUUUUGCCGUGCACAUGCAGAAGAUCAUAUGUCAGACCAUACGAAGUUGGGGUCGUGGCGUUUGCCGUACGUAGCCAUGCUGCACAGCUAUUCUUUUUUGCAUCUGCCUCUUAUAAGACAUUUGGAGAUGUUGUUGCACUCUUCUGGAGCUUCCCUGGGUCCUGUACAGUGCUCAGCCCUUAGCGCUUUCGUUUUAUUCAUGAACCCCUUUCAUAUCCUUCCGAAAGAUGUGACAGUAGAUGUAGAUCAAGUAGACAGUAAUUCUAAAGAUUUCAAACACAGUACUUCGCCAAGUUCCAAGGACAGUAUGGAUGGUAUUGAGAUUGCCAACAAUUCUCCUAAUCGGGAACUGAAGUCAACAAUGAAGGAAAAGCAAGUGGGUAAAUGUCGUGUUAAAGCAUUGUUUGAAUGGCGUUGGGAGGCUUGCUUCAAAGCCGAAACUUCGGCCCUUAAAUCCGCAUACAAGGUUGGGCACGAUUGUCAGGUGCGAAGUGAAGGCUCGGAGUCUGGGAGGAAUGCGGCAGAGUGUAUGAAAAAUCUAUCAGCAGAGAGUACGGUAGCAGGCGACCAUUGGAUGAAUCAAUUCUAUAGCGCAUUUGCCACAGACAAUGAGAAAAAUAUUCUUUGGGCUACUCGUUUUGCAGCAAGCUACUUGCGGAAUGUGGUUGUGUAUUGGGAACAUAUCAUGUUUGACAAGGGUACCAAUGAGACUUGGCUGCUUACCGACUUGGCACUCCAGCUCAAGAACAUCACCUUGGUCGGUCCCAUCUUUGUGGCAUUUGUCCCUCAGAACAUGGUCAUAUUUCUCAUCUGGCUCCAGCAGCGGUUAGACUUCGCUAACGUCUUCGAGCAGUCAUCCGAGAGUGCAUGGUUGAAGAAAGCCUUGGCCCUCUGUGAAACAGUUCUAGCCAGCCCCUUGGGAGUUCUACUGCGAUCUACCAAAGUACCCUUGUCUUUGAGCAAAUUUUUCGAAAUGGAAUUAAGAAUAGGCUGGAAGGAGUGGGUCUUGAGCAAGAGUCGGCUCCUGUUUUUGCGGUACGUUACCUGGAGGUGUACUACCUCUGGAGCUUACGAGUAUUUCCGCUGGGGUCUCUUGUGGAAAGACUAUGGUGGCGAUAGAGCACGUGCUUGCCUCGCGUUAACAGCAGUUUUCCUUACCUCUCAAUGCCCAAAUAAUGUUGAGUCUCGUCUUAUUGAAGGGCACCUUUUGCGUGUCGGAAGCUUUCGGAAAAGUGCUGAUGACAUGCAGAAGAGCUCAUGGUCUGGAACAAAGAAGCAGUGUGUUCGUGCAGAUACUCCUGAUACACAGGACGUGCCCUAUUGCAUGUGGCUGAAAGAAUCUGAGCCAAACCCUGCUGAGGUGCAUGUGCUCCAGAUUAUCCUAGAGCUCGCAUCGAAACUGGACCCGCAACAUGGACCUUGGCUCUUGGAGGUGGCAUUUGAUUGUCUCAAUAACCAAGCAAGGAUGGAGGAUGCAAUAUUGAUGCACUGUGAUGCUUGUACCUAUGCACAUAAGUGUAAGAGCAAGCAUUAUAAUCCCGGAGUUUGUAGUGCUUACAGGCUGAAGAGUUGUAUAGCUGCUCUUCCGCCCUCGCAUUAUCUCUCACAUGAAAGUUUACAUAAAAUGGAGAAAGUGUUCAAGUUCUGCUGGCUUGGGGAUGGACCUUUCUCAAGCGACUUUGCUGGUCAAGUUCUUUCAUCUUUCCAUAACUCAAGUACAACCACUAUGUUUCUGAAGGCAGAAAACGAAUGGAACACCCUGUUACUGGCUGCAUGGGUGCGUUUUUUCGAUGUUGUUGGACCGCAUAUUUUGAAUCUACAUCAUAUGAUCGGUGACUUUGAGCUUGGAUCAAUUUUGAAGCAUUUGCAUGCCACGCAACAGUUCCUUACGUCUAAUUCCAAAAGUGUUAGCGUGGACACAGAUGGCUUUAAAGCGGCUGCUAUAGCUAUGCCGCAACUUGCAGCUGUUACUAUGAUAGAAGCCUUACUCACUGCGUCUUCCAGCACAAGUUUUAUACUAAAAGAAGGCUAUUUGGCAAAGCUCGCAACAGUAGCAUCUCAACGACAGCAUGAAGUAUCGGUUAGGACCCUGGAUAUCUUAAGAAAGGUUACAGGAGGACCUAGGGAGCAGGAAGCAUGUAGUCACAAGGACCAAACGACUGUUUCUGAUGACUCUACAAGCCUCUUCCUCAAAUCCCUCUUGUUUAAACUUGUUGAUUUGCUAUCAGUGGCGGCAAUCCCCAAUUCCGACUUGAUCAUUAAAAAGUGGACAGCUUUGGAGUACAAACGGAAGUGGGUGUCUGAUUAUACUCCCUUGCAGAAGGAACCGCGAGGUGGCAGAAACUCAACAAAUGUAUCUUUGGAGUCUUUAGAAUUAGAGUUUGAGGAGCGAAUCGACAAUCCACUGAGAACCAUUUGGGACAUUCUCCUUGGGUGGGUAGUUACUUUGAUUAGACUUUCUCCUGACUCGACAAGUUCUUUGCUUACCAGCGCCAAGGUGUCUAAUGUUUCCCCUCUUGGGGAAACUUCUGUCCAGGGUCCAGGAAUUCAGGCUACUGGUCUGAAAGCUCUUACAUUAAGUAUCGUAGUCGCGGGUCUACCUAGAGACACGGUGACGUCUCUUUUGCAGUCCAAAUCUACUAAAGCAAGCUGGAUCCUCCUCUUGGCACAGAUGCGCUUGGGUCUUGACGAGGGCUUUAGUCAAUUAUUUCUUGGUAAUGUAAAACCUUUGAACUGCAACUCUUCUGUCAUUAAGGCAGAAAUGGACUUUCACUUACUUCGGUUGCAAGGUAUCAUACAGGAAAGUGUAUGAUGGACUUCUGCGAACCACCCUUAGUGGUUUACAUUUUCAUUAAAAUUGUUUUCCUUCGAACUUGUACAGUGGACAAUUUGCCACCUUCACUGAGCUGUUAAAUCUGUUGUAAGA